Molecule: messenger RNA, 1448 nt
Organism: Salvia hispanica
Lineage: Eukaryota; Viridiplantae; Streptophyta; Magnoliopsida; Lamiales; Lamiaceae
Product: IAA-amino acid hydrolase ILR1-like 6
Biological process (GO): auxin metabolic process
Cellular component (GO): endoplasmic reticulum
Molecular function (GO): IAA-Ala conjugate hydrolase activity
Source: RefSeq, a predicted model, not a curated record
AUAUGGCAUAAUAAAUCUAACAAAAAAAAAAUCUACAUAUACAAUUAGCUAGAAAAAAAAAUGGGAGUAGUUAAAGAUCUCCAAAUCUCGAUUAUUUUCAAGUCUGUAUUGCUCUACUCAUGUAUACAGAUUUGUAGCAGCCAUGUUUGCAACCCUUUUCUCCACAAACACAACUCUUCCCUUUCCGGUGUUGUAAACGCUAUGGCGAAUUCAGCGGAGACGAAGAGAUGGAUGGUGAAGAUAAGGAGACAAAUCCACAGGAAUCCAGAGCUUGCUUUUGAAGAAUUUGAGACUAGCUCUCUCAUCAGAGAUGAGCUGGACCGAAUGGGGGUUCGGUAUCAGUGGCCGGUGGCUCGUACAGGUGUCGUCGCGGCCAUAGGUUCGGGUUCUCCUCCGGUUGUGGCACUUAGAGCUGACAUUGACGCUCUGCCAAUCCAGGAAUUGAGAGAAUGGGAGCACAAGAGCCAAGUGAAGGGCAAGAUGCACGCCUGCGGCCACGACGCCCACACCGCAAUGCUUCUCGGCGCUGCAUCGAUUCUGCACCACCUCCGCAUCUACUUGACGAUGGCGCAGGGAACGGUGGUGCUGAUAUUCCAACCGGCGGAGGAGAGCGGCGAGGGCGCGAGGGAGAUGGUGAGAGAGGGCGUGGUCGACAACGUCACCGCUAUUUUAGGGCUGCACACCGUGCACGGCUAUCCACGAGGCGCAGUCGCUUCCCGCCCGGGGAAGUUUCUGGCCGGCUGCGGGAGCUUCAAGGCUGUGAUCGGCGGCCGUGGAGAUGCAGCCGAUCACAUCUUGGCUGCUUCUGCUUCGAUUAUAAGCUUGCAGAAUAUUGUGUCUAGAGAGACUGACCCUUUAGACUCUCAGGUGGUUUCUGUGACUAUGGUGCACGCGGGAGAUGCAACCAAUGUAGCCACGAUUGCGGGAACGUUCAGAGCAUUCGGCAUAAAUAGCAUGAAUGCAAUUAGGAAAAGAAUUGAAGAGGUUAUAAAAGGUCAAGCUGCGGUGCAGCGAUGCUCGGCGGAGGUGGAAUUCGACGGAGAAGAGCAUCCGACGCUUCCGCCGACCAUAAACAAUGAGAAAAUAUACGAACAUGUGAAGCAAGUUUCAUGGAAUGUUGUUGGGGAAGAGAAGACGAUUUUGGCUCCAACGUUUAUGGGGAGUGAAGAUUUUGCAGUAUACUUGGAGAAAAUAGAAGGAUCGUUCUUGCUGUUGGGAGUUGAAAACGAAAAGGCAGGAUCUGUUUACCCACCUCACAGCCCUUACUUCACAGUUGAUGAGGAUGUUCUUCCCAUUGGAGCCUCAAUCCAUGCUCUUUUUGCAAUUUCUUAUCUGCUCAAUCUAACUACCCCUUGCCAAUUGCUAAUUUGAUUUACUAUUAUUGUCAUCUUCAACUAUUAUGCUUUAAUAAUUUCAGUUAUGCAUACAUAGUUGCAUGCUCCAUCAAA